Messenger RNA from Tyto alba (common barn owl), 549 nucleotides. Its product is annotated as poly(A) polymerase type 3-like. Gene Ontology annotation, molecular function: poly(A) RNA polymerase activity. Gene Ontology annotation, cellular component: nucleus. NCBI's taxonomy places the organism in Eukaryota, Metazoa, Chordata, Aves, Strigiformes, Tytonidae. The transcript has 3 exons. The coding region runs from base 264 to 548 and encodes 94 amino acids. The record is from RefSeq and is a predicted model, not a curated record.
UUUUUUUUUUUCCCUUUUGUGAAGUGUUCAGUAUUUUAUUUCUCCCUCAGUAUUUCUAGGCUGCAGAAGCAGCCUCACAGGCACUAUGGAAUCACUUCUCCCAUUAUCUGGGCUCCUCCUAAGGAUGUAGAUUGAAUCCGUACUCAGAAGCCAGUUGCAGCAACGAAGCCAUUUUGGGUAUUUGAAGAGCAGGAGGAACUGAAUCACCAGUAUAACAAGGCUAAAAUUUGUUAACCUCUUGGGUUUUUCAGGGAAAACUUAACAUGAAUUUCCUUUACAAGCUGGUGGUUCUUGGUAAACUGAGUAACUUGUUCCAAGAAUGGAUUUCAGAAUUUGGUGACAUCAAGAAUCUUCCCCCUUCAGCAGCAGCAAAUGUUGGUGUCAAAAUAUUUACCUUUGGUUCUUACAGGCUUGGAGUACACACUCAAGGUGCUGACAUAGGUGCUGUUUGUGUUGCUCCUAGACAUGUAGAAAGUUCGGAUUUUUUUCAGUUGUUCUUCGAAAAACUAAAGCAUCAGGAGGAAAUUAAAAAAUCUAAGAGCAAGUAAA